Symbiodinium sp. CCMP2456 is the source of this 209-nucleotide messenger RNA. The record is from the annotation of a GenBank genome assembly. NCBI's taxonomy places the organism in Eukaryota, Dinophyceae, Suessiales, Symbiodiniaceae.
GCCAGCAGCAGCUCGCGCUUCAGCUGCCGGAGGUUGCUGUCCUGGGAAUCGUUCGAGGCCCCUGCCGGUCCAGACCAAAAAACUGGCUCGAGCGAUCAACGGACCUGAAUCGGCACAGGACGGAUGAUGGAGCUGCAUGCGCCAAAACCAGAAUUUGCUGCUCGGAUGAGGUGGAUGAGCUGGCAUCUGAUAUCGCUGUGAACUUAGAU